AUGGCAACCCUCCCCCCAAUCCCCGAAGUAACGCGCUUGACACCGUCCUGCAUCCGCAUCCUCGCCGGCAACCCAGGCAAAUUCACCCUCCAAGGCACCAACACCUACCUCCUCGGCACCGGGCCCCGACGACUCCUCAUCGACACAGGCGAAGGGCGUCCCUCUUGGGCGACCGCGCUGCGCCGUGUCCUAAGCGAGGAACGGGCGAAAGUAGCCCACGCGGUGAUAACACAUCGGCAUGGGGAUCAUAUCGGCGGGGUGGGGGACUUGAGGACGUUGUGGCGAGAGGCGGGUCAGGGGCAGGGGGAGGAGGAGGGAGUGGGUUCAUGGACACAUGCCCGCAUUGCCGACGGGCAGCAAUUCCGGGUUGAGGGCGCGACUCUCACUGCUGUGCACACGCCUGGCCAUACACCCGACCAUGUGGUGUUUUUCUGGGAUGAAGAGGGCGCGCUGUUUACAGGGGACAACGUGCUCGGCCAUGGGACGAGUGUGUUUGGGGAUCUGGGGCAAUAUGUGUCCAGCCUUGAGAAGAUGGGGCAGCUGUACGAGGAGAAGAGAGACACCAAGGGGGGCACUGGGGCGGGGACCAAGAAGGCUUAUCCAGCCCAUGGGGAAGUUGUCGAAGACGGGCCAGGCAAGAUCGCGGAGUAUAUUCGGCACCGUGGGCAACGAGAAGAGCAAGUUGUACAAACACUUCGUUCGGUAGGCGCCGUGUCUACGACAGGAACGAAUAAUGGGAGUGAAAAUGGAAAUGGGGUCGCGUGGACUGUGAUGGAGCUCGUCAAAAGCAUAUACCGGGAUGUUCCGGAAAGCCUGCACCUCGCGGCAGCCAACGGCGUAGUGCAAAUCCUCCACAAGCUGGAGAGAGAAGGCCGAGCCGUUGCAGUGGAUGAUGGAGAGCGGUGGAGGCUUGUUAACGGUGCGGGGAGAUCUGCUUUGUGA
Molecule: messenger RNA, 942 nt
Organism: Dichotomopilus funicola
Lineage: Eukaryota; Fungi; Ascomycota; Sordariomycetes; Sordariales; Chaetomiaceae
Product: beta-lactamase-like protein
Exons: 2
Coding region: 1-942 (313 amino acids)
Biological process (GO): secondary metabolite biosynthetic process
Source: RefSeq, a predicted model, not a curated record